Penicillium malachiteum is the source of this 1590-nucleotide messenger RNA. Its product is annotated as SH3 domain-containing protein. Bases 1 to 1590 code for a protein of 529 amino acids. NCBI's taxonomy places the organism in Eukaryota, Fungi, Ascomycota, Eurotiomycetes, Eurotiales, Aspergillaceae. The record is from RefSeq and is a predicted model, not a curated record. Gene Ontology annotation, molecular function: protein binding. The transcript has 2 exons.
AUGCCGCUUUACAUACGAGACCAGCCUUAUCCUUCCUAUGAACAAGCUCAGCCAUACCAAACACCAGCUGCUCAAAAACUUCUGGACAGUGCAAGCGGAAAAUCAACAUGGACCGAAGAGACUUCUUUCCAAACUCAGGAUGAUGGCCAGUACCAUCCAAAACAGCCAGGAUCUACUGGAGUGAGUACCUUACAAACUCCAGCUGAUGGCUUGUAUCAUCUGAACCAACAAGACUCUCACUCUACCUUCGAUGAUUGUCAAUGUCACACAUAUCAAAAAGCCUCGGGUGAAACCCAAGUGACGCCAAAUGCCCCCGUCAAUACUGGUAUUCGAUCUCAAUCCAAAACAAUGUUCGAGGCGGUCAAGCCUCAAGAAACUCAAAGAGCAACCUCCAUACAAUCAUCCUCGGCACUUGAAACAAACAAUGCGGUACAAAAUCAGUCCCUGCUAGCCUCGGGAACACACAGUCUCUUAUACGAUCAAAUACCCAGCUCCACAAUCGAUGCUACAGCAUCUGUUACAUCUAUUCAACAAAUGUCAGCGAUGACUACUAGCAACCCAGACUCAAAUAUCGCUUCAUUAGCUGCCCACAAACCUUCAACCUCAUGGGCAUCAAGCCAUGCCGCACAAGCCGCAUCUAUAUCCUGUGCUGUCAUCCUCGUGGUGGCAUUCAUUGCGGGACUCAUAUUAUUCCCCCUGUCUAAAAAGCGAAGACUUCGGAAACAGCUCACCAAAAGCAAAGAGAACAAAAUGAUGGAAGCAAAGCCUCGCAGGAAUAUCUUAACAGGGUUCAAGUUGUGGAGUGGUGGCUUGAGAAAGAUGUCAGUAAUGGUAUACCUUAUCAGACCCAAGAAACACAGCAACUCCAUCACAGUCCUUCCAUACUUCACUUCCAACGAUACUCUGGAAAAGGAGCCAAAGGAAUUCAUAGCGACAGUUCAUGAUGAGAAACAAAAGGUGUUUUCUGUUGCUAAGAAAACCCCGACACUCAUUACAAUCACAGAUCCCCUGAUUUUGAGGGCCUUGACCUUGGAAAUUUACAGGACAAAGACCGAAGAAGCAUGCAAAUCUCCAGAGUCAAUGGAAAGUCCACAAGAAGAGAGUAAUUCAUCACCGCGCGUCACGUCAUCCAUAUCCAGUAUGUCUGAAGGGCAUUCCGAAUUCUCCUCAUCUCAACAAACAGAGCUCUCCAACGAGGAUACCAUCUACAGCCCAAGUUCUUUGGACAGUCCUAAAAUUGGAAACUUACUUUCCGCAAAUCCCUCAAUCAACAAUGUCUACAUGGUUGAAAUGGAUUUUAUUCCUUGCAAAACGGGACAGUUGGAGAUCCAGCAGGGCCAAUCAUUGGGUAUAUCAAAGAUUUUCGAAAACGGAUGGGCCCUUGGUGUCCGACUUGACUCUCCCGAGGCAGGCUUAGUUCCUCGCUCUCAUCCUUCUGCUUCUCCCAUCCGACAACAGGUUCAGUGUGAUGAACAAAGAAGAUCAUCAAAACGACACUCGCUUCCGCAGCAAACCUUCAACGCUCUGUCAUCGAGGUUUUAUUCGUGGCUUGCUAAGGAUAACGCUUCGCAUGAUAUGCCACCUGUUUAG